Achroia grisella is the source of this 6783-nucleotide messenger RNA. RefSeq names its product patronin (gene Patronin). NCBI's taxonomy places the organism in Eukaryota, Metazoa, Arthropoda, Insecta, Lepidoptera, Pyralidae. Gene Ontology annotation, biological process: cytoplasmic microtubule organization; neuron projection development; negative regulation of microtubule depolymerization. Gene Ontology annotation, cellular component: microtubule minus-end. Gene Ontology annotation, molecular function: spectrin binding; microtubule minus-end binding; calmodulin binding. The record is from RefSeq and is a predicted model, not a curated record. Bases 95 to 5173 code for a protein of 1692 amino acids. The transcript is spliced from 25 exons.
CAGCACGCCGCGCGCGCAUCGCAGAACUCGCAUUAAACACGCCCGCGCCAGUGAUGUCACCAGCUCCAGUGGAUACUGUGUAGUGUAGUGAACUAUGGUAGCGAUGGUUGCUUCUGCGUCUGGAUACGGCACUCUACGCCGCUUCCUUAGCGUACCUGAAGGCCAACACGAAAUGGGGGAAGCGGGCGUGGUGCCCACCACGUCUGUCGCUGUAUCGUCAAAGCAGCGGGCGUCGAUCAAGUGGUUGUUGUCGAAGGCAUUCAACAACAGGGUCCCGGAGAACCUUCAGGAGCCCUUUUAUAGGGAUCAUGAGGACCAGGAGCAUCUAAAACCGCCCAUUGUUGGCGGUCUAGCUAACGCGGAGCUGUACUGCCUAGCGCUCGCCAACAUGUACUCGGACCCCAACUACCAUAGCCUCAACCAUUGGAACAUAUUGCAAACACUCGCGAGGAAGGGCGUCCACGUGCCAGACCCACCGGACUGUGCGCUCACGGAGACUGUUCUUAUUCAGACUAACCCUCUCAAAAUGACUGCUCACAUGGCUGUGAUAGAAGCACUGAUGGUGCUGUACGCGCGGGAAGUGGUGACUCUGGACCGGGUGUCGGCUGCGGCGCAGCGGUUCGGUACCAGCCAACCUCUACCUGGCAGCUCCAACAUUCCACAUGAAGACGGCCUCUUGUGUUGGAUCAACGCCGCCUGCGCUGCGCUCAACAAAGCCGAGGAGACAGGAUCGCAGGUGCCAAUGGUGAAAAGCCUGCAGGAGUUGUGCGACGGCACUGCGCUGGCGGCGCUGACGUCAUUCUACUGUCCGGACGCGCUGCCUCGCUCCGCCGUCCGCGUGGGCCGCAUGGCCUCCAUACAAGACUGUCUCCACAACCUGAGGCUCGUGUACGACUUCUGCCAAACGUGCCUGCCGCACAACGUGUUCCAUAUGAUGCCGGAGGACGUCACGUAUAUGCGAGGAUCAAUGCGACAAAAUUUGGUAGCAAUGCUUGCUGAUCUCUUCAACAUGCUCGAGGUGCAUCCGGUCAAAUCUGUCAAAUAUCCAGCAAGUGCGUGCGGCGCCAGCAACGCGCACGGCGUGCGGCACAAGCGCUGCCUGCCGCCGCCGCCGCCCGUGCCCAUACCGGACCUGCGCGGGGACCAGCCCGGGCCCGCGCUGCCGCCCUUCGCAGUGCCACGUUCGCCGUCCGCGAUGGGUGCGGCCGGAGGGCGCGGCCGCAGCGGGCGGUCGGCGUGCUCGACGCCCGAGCGGCGCAGCUGCAGCCCGGCCUCCGCGCGGGACGACUUCGUAGUGCAUCGCGGCCGACCAGUCACCACUCUGGCCUCGCUCGCGCGCCGGGAUGACGGCACGUCCGGGUGGCGGGAAGAACCGGCAGCCGGGCGGCCCAGUACGGGCGGCGCGUCGGACGGCACGUUCGCCGGGCGGCGGUCGCGGCGCUCGUCCGUGUCGGACGACAGCCAGCUCACGGUCGAGAACUUCGGCGGCUCGCAGGACCGGCUGCACUUCGCCGGACGCAACCCGGAGAAGGAACUCGCCACGCUCGCCUCGCUCUCGCAGCACGGACACCACGCGCCUGCGAGGAAGAUCUCCGCUCCGGCCGGCCCUCUCGACUACAAUCCACCGUUGCGAAGCUCGAGACAGGACAUCCGAGGCUCCAUCCAGUUGUUCCACGGCGACUACCAAAAUGGCCAAGAAGAGAAACCGAAGGUUGAGCGGCAGAAUUCGCAGUCGAAUGCGGAUGAACAGCCGUACUAUCCCAUCAGGAGGCAACUCAGCAGCGACACCAUCACGCUCAACCAGAACUUCGGGUUCAAUUACAAAGGCGGCGGGGAUGGGUUCUUCCUCAACGAGCGGGAUUCGACGGACGGUGACGCCACAAAGACGAGUUUCGCGGACUUGACUAAGAUUAGGAGUAACGGUGAUCAGAAAGGUCUUCAGUCUCAGUUCAGUCAGGAGUGUGAACCGAAUGAAAGGCGGAAAAGCACGACGUUCGCCACACCACCAGCAAACACGACUACGUGGCAACAACAAUUCAUGCAACAAGAACAUCAUCCUAACGGUGCAGAAGUGUCCGAAGAAAUGACGGCGGGUGGUGGCCAGGCGAUGGCGGCGCAACUGAACAACAUCCGACUUAAACUGGAAGAGAAGCGACGGCGAAUAGAGCUCGACAAGCGACGUAUGGAAGCCGCCGUCAGUCGACAGCGGCUGCAGCUCGGACAGCAGGCCUUCCUGCAAGCUGUCACCAGGGGCAAGGGCUCGCGGGCGGCCCCCGACGAUGACAACAAGCCGGCCGACACGCAGCAGGACUUAGCGGAUUCCCCGAACCAGACGGUGGAUACAGUCGCGUUAGAACAGUACCAGCAAUCCAUUGCCAAAAUGAACUCCAGCCUACAGGACAUACAGAGUGACAUCGCGCGGCUCGCCAGCCAACAGACGCAGUUGCAACAACAGCAGCAACAACAACAGAUACAACAGCAACAACAACAGUUACAGCAACAGCAACAACAACUGCAGCAGCAACAACAACAGCAACUGCAGCAGCAACAACAAGCGAAGCAAUUGUUUCAACCUCAACCCCCACAGUCGCCGUACCAACAACAGUAUCAACAAAACAUUCCACAACUGCACAGCCAGUUCAGCUCGCAGCACAACGUGUCGCGGCCGGCGCUGGGCGGCGGGUUCGGGUCGACGCCGCACCUGCCGCGCGACCCGCACCCCCUGCCGCCCGCCCCCACCCCCAGCACCGACCCCGCCUACGACCCCUACCACUACCACCAGUACAGGGACAUCGAGCCCGAGUACGGCCACCAGUUCUUCCUGCACGAGGCCCAGUCGCCCCCGCAGCGGCGCACGUGGGCCCAACACGCUCAGCAACAGCACUCGCAACACCACGACGCAGCCGAGCUGCGGGGCUGGCAGCUUCACCAACAAAAUCACCAACUUCAAUACCAACAGCCUACCCACGAGACACCCCAACGAACGUGGAAGUCACCGUCCCCCCAACCGCCCUCAGAUCGAAAUUGGAAUCCCCAGGGCUUUGUGUUACACGAUAGGACCAAUCAGCCUUUCCAAGUGCACUAUAACAACGACCGGUAUCAAAAUGGCACCGAGAACAUUCGAGAUACACAAAACCAUUUAAGCUACACUGUGAUAAACUCCAACCAAUACGUCUCCCAAUCUCCUCCGCUAGCGGCUAGUCCGCAACGUCGAUCAAAAACCCCACAACGGCAAGGCUCCCUUCCAGAAGUCUCUAGAAGACCGGAACCGGUCAGUUUGCAGCAGUUACAGACGCCAGUACACGCUCCUCCCCCCGACGACAUGGAACCGCAGAAUAUAUCCUUCAUCGGCAAUGCAGAGGACGACGCACUACGCCAAGGAAUCAAUAGACUGAAUAUUUCAUCUGGCACUAGGACGUACCGUAUACCUUCUCCCACUAGACCGUCUCUUAAUCGCAACUCAUUCCAACAAAACGAACAAGACGAAGCGAGCGAAAAGAACGAGAAAGGUUUCUAUAUAUCAUUCGAUAACGACCAACCGAAGAGGCCGAAGCCACCAUUACGGGCGAAAAGGGGCUCGCCUAAAAAAGAGAGGUCAUCGGAAUUUGAGAGUCCGGAGUUAAGUCCGGAGAACACGUGGAUGCAGAACGAUCGUGUGCCGCAACCCGUGGAGGAGGAGUUCGUGGUACAUAGGAACACGGGGUUAGAGCAGGCGGUUCGAUCUAAUGACGUUUCUUCGGAGCGCAGAGAAACGCCACCUAGAGAACGACCACAACGCAUUAACAACGCCGAGCCGGCGGCUUUGGUCAUUGGUGAAAUGAAUCCUGAUCCGAACUCGGCGGAGGAGAUGGAGCGCAAGAAGGAGCGCAUCAUGCUGCUGUCGCUGCAGCGGCGCGCGCGCGCGGACGAGGCGCGCGCGCAGGCCGAGCUGGCCGCCGCCGCGCGCCGCGCCCGCGACCAGGCCGCCGCAGACCUGCGCCUCGCGCGCAAGCAGGACCAGGCGCGCCGCCGCGAGGCCAUCCUGCAGCAGUACAAGCUCAAGAAGGCCAUCGAGGAGGCCGAGCGGGAGGGUAAAGUUCUAGACAAGUCUGAGUUCCUGGACACGCUGAAGGGCGGCAGCGGAGCGCCCGCUGCGGCCGCCAGCCCGGCCGGCGCGCGGCUGCGGGGCCGGGCUCCGGCCGCGCGCGCGCGCCCCAAGACCAUACACGUGGACGGCGGCGCGCUGCAGGCCGCCGAGGGCAUGCUGGCCUCCAAGCAGCCCUCCUCCACCAACCUCGCAGCGGGCGGCACGAUGCGGCGCGACUACUACCGCGGCUCGCAGGACAGUCUCGCGGAGCGCUCCGCCCUCUACAGGGUAACCCCGGUAGAGUCCCCGGUGGAGGACCGCGGCGGCAUGUCCCCGGGCAGCGCCUCCAGCGGGCCGCUCGGCCGCCGGGGCUCCUGCAAGACCUCCAGAGAGCGUGUGAAUGAGGAACCUCAGUCGUCACGUGGAAGGUCUAAAUAUUCCACUUACCAGAGUAACUUUAAGGCGGGAAGGAAGUCUAGCUCUCUUAUGAACUUGUGCGACUCGGGGCUGGGCCGAGCCACGCCUCCACGGCGAGCCGCGUCCCCGGGCGUCCGCACGCUGGGCUCGCCCGCGUCGGGCCCGGGCUCGCUGCCCGGCGCCAUCGGCAAGCGGCGGCUCGCACACAACGACGACGCCUCCGACGUCUCCUCCACGCACUCCUCCAUCAUGGACUACUCGGGCCCGCGAUUGUAUAAGCAGCCGACGACGAAAUCAAAUAGGGGCAUAAUGUUGAACGCGGUGGAGUACUGCGUGUUUCCGGGCGCCGUCAACGCGGAAGCAAAACGGCGGGUGCUGGAAGAGAUCGCGCGCUCGGAGAGCAAGCACUUCCUGGUGCUGUUCAGGGACGCCGGCUGCCAGUUCAGGGCGCUCUACUCGUAUUGUCCAGACACGGAGCAAGUUACCAAGUUGUACGGAACCGGGCCUAAACAUGUCAACGAUAGGAUGUUCGACAAGUUUUUCAAAUACAACUCUGGUAGCAAGUGCUUCUCGCAAGUGCACACGAAACACCUGACCGUGACAAUCGACGCGUUCACGAUACACAACUCACUGUGGCAGGGCAAGAAAGUGCAGCUGCCCAGCAAGAAGGACAUGGCUCUCGUCAUAUAACCAGCCAGCGUCCGGCCGCGACGCCCACGGGACCGGUCUAUUAAAUACUAAAUUUAAACAAUUCACGUUAUCUAGUCGCCGGCGACAAGUCGAGUCAAGCCUUUUUUUACUCUUCAGUUAACGCUACGGUAGGGCUUUAGUGCCAGUGUCCAUAUACGUUUGUUUUACGGUUAGUGCAUUUUUUCGGACGGGAGCUGUGUUACAUGUAAAUUGAAUGUGUUUAUUUGCUUGUAAGAGUGUGAUGUCGACCGAUGUUCGUGUCAAGGCCGCCCCGUUCGUGUUUCUCGUGUAAACGUCGGUUUAUAAAGUCAUAGAUAAUUUAGCGCGGUGGCCGGACGGAGGGCGGCGCUCGGUGCCUGUGUCAUAUUGUACAGUUAGAGAAGGUUUAGUAUGAGGACGUAAGCUCGAAUUGAUAUGUUUUAUUUUGAUUAGCUUCGUUUGGUUCGCAUUAAAUUUGUGAAAGUCUAUCAUGUUGAAUAUGCCCGCUGUUGUGUUGUUAAUUUAUUUGACGUGUCGCGCUCGGUGACGGUUUCCCGGUUGCACACGCUGUGGUAUGAUGUACGGCACUAAAUUGUUAAGCUAUGUAUUUACAAAGCAAUAUCUAACAAAGUUAGACGACAUUGGCAGAUAACAGUUGCACAAAAUGAGUAUUCGAAUGUUUCGCUCAUAGUAUUAGUAACUUAAUACUUGCUUAGUAAAAUACAAGGCUAUAUGUAGACAUGGGCAAUACGCCUUUACGUGGUAUAAAACCGUAUCUUAUUAUUUUAAAAAAGUAUUGGCCACAUCGGUUGAAAUUGAAGUACUCAAACUGUGUAUUAGGUAUUUUUAAUACGUGUGUGCAUGACUCAUAGAUACCAACAUAACGUAACAGUAAUAUCUAAUAUGUGGUUUGUUGUGUUGUUUCAUCCGAUAUCGGUUUUAUACAUAAAUAUUGAUAGUGUAUAUUUGUAUCGCCCAUGACUACUUAGUAAUAUCGCGACGUGUGUGCGGCGGCGAGGAAACGGUCAACGUACCAUCGGCCGCUUAGUAUAUCGUAUGUGUGCGUCGGUUGCUGCAUUAGAUAUCGAUAUUCGAAAAGUUUUACUCAGUGUAUAAACGCAAUGUUUGCCAUAUGUAUUAGUGAGAUGGUCCAUACGUUCCAUAAUGAACUAAUUGUCUCAAAACGUAACAGCCAAAAUGUCGGAUGUACGCUCGUGUAUUGCGUACGCAACUUUUUCUAUAAGAAAACUGUCCCUCAUAUUAAUAUAACACGUUCACAAACUAAUGCUUAUUUGUUAUUAUAAAUAUUAACUCGUUAGUAAUUAUUUCAAUUUGACUGGAGUUAAGAUUAAGGUGAUUAUGUAUUUGUUUAAUGUCUCCUAAUUCAUUUAACGUUAUUUCCAUUUUUUUACUGCUUGUAUAGCUAAAAUAAGCCAAGGCACACUUACGAGGUAUUUGUAUUGCCUUAUCCUGUAAAUAAUUGUUUAUUUGUAUACAGCUAUUUAUUAAAAGAAUGUUAACGAGAAUUGAUGAAUAUCAUUUUUUCAUUGUUUAAUUAAUGAUCGGUCAUCAAUAAUAUACUACCGAUAGUAAAUAUAUGGUAUGCAAAUAUACUGUAUUAAAAAGCAUAA